This is a messenger RNA of Misgurnus anguillicaudatus (oriental weatherfish), 2995 nucleotides long. It is a transcript of the gene slco4a1, whose product is annotated as solute carrier organic anion transporter family, member 4A1. The record is from RefSeq and is a predicted model, not a curated record. Gene Ontology annotation, molecular function: protein binding. Gene Ontology annotation, biological process: transmembrane transport; sodium-independent organic anion transport. NCBI's taxonomy places the organism in Eukaryota, Metazoa, Chordata, Actinopteri, Cypriniformes, Cobitidae. Gene Ontology annotation, cellular component: basolateral plasma membrane.
GAGGGCGGACUCUUAUUGGCUGCAGCAUCGUAAUCCACGCGCUGAGGAGCAUUAAUAUCAUCAUCAUCAUCAUCAGUUUAUUCGUGGAUGUACGAAAGAAAAGACCGCGUGCGUGACCAUGUACACGAGCGUGAAAUGCAGUAAAAUCAGUCUGUCGGGAAUAGAGGAGUCUGAAUAAUUGAAUAGUGAAACCAUUACGUUUUACAAGAAGUACACUGUUGGACCUCGGCCAUCCUCAGGAUAAACUGCAAACGUCUUUGGGCAGAGAUCUUCUUCCAAAAUACCUUUACCACUGUGCACAGCUGGACACAGAAUCAAGCUUUACUGUGUAAAGUAUUUCCUGAUUCAUUUUUACAAGUCCCUAACUGUGCCCCCCUUGGGGCCAUGCCCCACCUGUUGAACAAUGACACUUCCUUUAGCUCCAGGCAAGAGCUUCUGGAUUUACAUAACAGCCGCCUGGGACCCAAUCUAGAUACUCCCAGCCCUGUGGAGUCUCAGGGCUCUGGUCCAAGAAGCCCAUUUGGAGAUGCCAGCACUAUAAUCCAAAACACUGGCAAACUCGGCAUUGAUCUCACAGAGCCACCACUUCGAGUAAAGUUUGUCCCCACGGGCACAGAAAAUCUGUGUGGAUGGGGAGCACUGACUCCCCGGUUUAUCCAGACAUUCAAUACUCCACGCUGGGUUCUCUUCUUUCUCUGUGUGGCCUCCUUCCUCCAAGGCAUGAUCAUCAAUGGCUUUAUCAACACUGUCAUCACCUCUAUCGAAAGACGCUUCGACCUGCGCAGCUACCAGGCAGGACUUAUCGCCAGCUCCUACGACAUCGCCGCUUGUGUGUGCCUGACGUUCGUAAGCUACUUUGGUGGUACUGGCCAUAAGCCACGAUGGCUGGGCUGGGGCGUGCUGAUCAUGGCACUGGGGUCACUGGUCUUUGCCCUACCCCAUUUUACUACGCCGGCGUAUCAGGUGAGAGUUCCGGAGCGCAUGGGACUUUGCUCGGGCAAUCACACGGAGACAUGUGACGACGAGCAAGGCGGGCUCUCUUCUUACCGAUUCGUCUUUAUGCUGGGCCAGUUUCUUCAUGGGGUUGGUGCGACCCCUUUGUACACACUUGGGGUCACAUACUUAGAUGAGAAUGUGAAGUCAAACUACGCACCUGUAUAUAUAGGCAUCUUCUACACAGCUGCUAUUGUGGGACCAGCGGCCGGAUACCUGCUGGGUGGAAUGUUUCUUAACAUUUACACAGAGAUCGACCAGACAACAGAGCUGACUCCUGAAAACCCAAUGUGGGUUGGGGCCUGGUGGAUCGGUUUUCUAGCUGGAGGGGCAGCAGCUCUGCUUAUUGCUCUGCCUAUACUGGGUUACCCACGCCAGCUACCAGGCUCUCAGCGAUAUGUGGCCAUGCGCGUUUCUGAGGCUCACCAGCUGAAAGAUGGCAGCCAGGUCACAGCAUCUGAUCCUCAGUUUGGCAAAACAGUAAAGGACAUGCCCAGAUCCAUGUUGUUUCUUCUGAAGAACCCUACUUUCAUCUUUCUGUGUCUGGCUGGGGCCACAGAGGCAACACUUAUAGCUGGGAUGUCCACAUUUGGCCCCAAAUUUCUUGAAUCUCAGUUUAAUCUCAGCGCAUCAGAGGCAGCGACUUGGUUUGGCUAUAUGGUGGUGCCGGCAGGUGGAGGUGGUACAUUUCUUGGUGGAUACAUUGUAAAUAAGCUCAACCUCCGUUGCAGAGGUAUAAUUCGAUUCUGCAUGGUGUGUGCACUGGUCAGCCUGUCGGCUAUCUUCAUCUUUCUCCUACACUGUCCUAAUGUGCCGAUGGCUGGUGUGACCGUCCCUUACAAUAGCAACCUGCCAAACCACGAUUACAGCGCCCCCUACCUGCAGACAGAAAUUUACAACAGCAGCGUCUCAGAGCUGGGCAACCUGACCGUGAGCUGUAACGUGGGAUGUCACUGUGAUAAGGAGCUGUUUAACCCUGUGUGCGGUGCAGAUGGAGUGAUGUAUUUCUCUCCCUGCCACGCUGGCUGCAGCUCCAUCAACCAAACAUACAACGCCAAAGGCAGACCGGUGUAUUCUGGCUGUAGCUGUGUGGUAGGAAAUGUGUCAUGGGGUGAGGUGGGCUUUGCUGAAGAAGGAAAGUGUGUUUCGUCAUGCAAUCACAUGCCAGCCUUCCUCAGCUUUCUCUUUGUCGUCAUCUUCUUCACGUUCCUCUGCAGUAUCCCUGCACUUACUGCAACACUGAGGUGUGUUCCUGACAGUCAAAGAUCAUUUGGACUUGGCAUCCAGUGGAUUGUUGUAAGGACACUAGGUGGGAUCCCGGGGCCUAUAGCGUUCGGCUCAAUGAUCGACAUCUCCUGCCUCCUGUGGGAGGAGAAGCGUGGGGAAUACGGCUCUUGUUACUUAUACCACAACUCAUCCAUGAGUCAGUACUCACUCAUCGCUGGCAUCAUAUACAAGGUUUUAGGUUCUCUCUUCUUUCUGCUGGCCGCUGUUCUGUAUAAGCCUCCACCUGAAUCUCCUCAAAGCAGCUGCGAGAGCACAGACGCGAGCGGGCAAGACAGAGACCUGCCAAUCAAACACGUUCCCGCCGAGAUCAUCACCAACCCGCACGCACAGUUAUGACCACAGAUACACAGCACAUACACUGCGGUUGUGUCAUACGCACCAAUGCUCUCAUAGAUCUCCUCACCAGCCUGAACUCCCCUUCGACCGGAUUUCAUUCUAGAUAGGAACAUUUGUUACAACUAAAAAGCGGCAUAAUAUAGUUUUCAAAGAUUUCUAUUUGAGUCAUAUGUAGGGAUGCACUGAAUAUUCGGCCACCGCGUAAAUGGCCCAAAAGAGCAUUUUCAGUUAUCACUGAAACAAUACAGCCGAAAUGUUGUGAUAACGCAGAACAGAAACUGCGACCUGCACGUGCUUGUCUAAAGCAACAUGUCUGCAGUGUGGAUGUAUUUCAGUAUCCCUGUGUCUCUGUGUCGUGAAUCAGUAUGUAUCACGGAUC